AUGGCGGCCGAUUCGGGGCCAAAGUCUCUGCGUGAUAUCCUACUAAACUACACGUCUUUCCUUGUCACUCCUCUCCAGUGGACCUCGCGUCAUCUUGAGCUGGUGGGGUGUCGAUUUGAAGAUGUCGCAACUACUACCCCUGUCCAACCGAACCAACAAUCGGACCAAGGGGACAAUGAUGCUCGAAGUCUGUGCCUGAAAUCACCCCGUAAUGCUGAACUACUCGCGACCAAUCUGUUUCCUGCCAUAAAGCGCCAUUCUCUCACCAAUAUCUUGGUAUCCGAGACGCGCAUGUUCGCGCGGCUCAGUAACGGCAAGCCGCUCUAUUUCCAAGGCCGGCCUGUGCAUCAACCAGUGUAUAUCGUCUUUCAUCGACGCGAAACCCCCGCUAAUCACGUCGAAAACCGCCCACCCACACUGGUUGGCUAUUUGCAUUACACCAGCGUCAAUGGAGCCCGCCGGAGACAAUUCGAGCCUUGUCCCGGCCCAAUGGGUGCUAUGAAUUCCGUUGGCGCGAGAAUUUGUCAGAAGCGACUCCAUCAGACAACGCCGAAAGAAUGGACCGAGGACCCCUAUUUCGUAUGCCACUUGCUGGCCCUUGCGCAGUCUCAAGAGCAUACGCUAGGUUUUCCCCGACGAAUCGCUUUCACUUCGCGUCUUCUUGUGACCAACGUGUUAGAUCGAGAGAAUUUAUUUCUCUACGAGGCCGACAUCACAGCAGAGCUUCUGGCUGGGCUCAGGAACCCGCGGGAUGCGACUCGCCCGAUAGAAUGGCCUGUCGUUCGACGGAAAAGGAUUCCAUAUCAGCCCUACAAGAGCUUCUCGGACAGGCUCGUGGCGGAGCUUCUGGCGCCGAGUUCCUUGCCAUCCUACACCUCCAAUUUGUCACAGAAAGUAAACGACGUAAUUGACCGUGGCCAGAAACGAACACGCGAGCUAGAAGAUAGUAGACCCUGCAAGGCAAGGCGAACUUGA
Messenger RNA from Aspergillus steynii IBT 23096, 975 nucleotides. RefSeq lists its product as uncharacterized. The record is from RefSeq and is a predicted model, not a curated record. The transcript has 3 exons. NCBI's taxonomy places the organism in Eukaryota, Fungi, Ascomycota, Eurotiomycetes, Eurotiales, Aspergillaceae. The coding region runs from base 1 to 975 and encodes 324 amino acids.